Molecule: messenger RNA, 7451 nt
Organism: Suricata suricatta (meerkat)
Lineage: Eukaryota; Metazoa; Chordata; Mammalia; Carnivora; Herpestidae
Gene: SEC22A
Product: SEC22 homolog A, vesicle trafficking protein
Exons: 11
Coding region: 182-1105 (307 amino acids)
Biological process (GO): endoplasmic reticulum to Golgi vesicle-mediated transport
Source: RefSeq, a predicted model, not a curated record
UUCUUCAAUCCAGUUAGGGUCGCUUGAGCGAGAGUCUCCUGGCUCUCUCCGCCUCCCGCUAUGGCCGUGGCCCUCGCGACUACAGACCUCCUCCCGGGCAGGAACCCAGCGCGUGCCUUGGGGAGGGGAGCCGGGUGGUUGGAGCCGCGGAGCACUGGAGAGGUCUUCUCUGCUGGUUGAAAUGUCUAUGGUUUUAUCCGCAUCAGUCAUUCGUGUCAGAGAUGGGUUGCCACUUUCUGCCUCUACUGAUUAUGAACAAGGCACAGGUGUGCAGGAGUGCAGGAAGUAUUUUAAAAUGCUCUCGAAGAAACUGGCUCAGCUUCCUGAUAGAUGUACACUGAAAACUGGACAUUAUAACAUUAAUUUUAUUAGCUCUCUGGGAGUGAGCUACAUGAUGUUGUGCACUGAAAAUUACCCAAAUGUUCUGGCCUUCUCUUUCCUGGAUGAGCUUCAGAAGGAGUUCAUUACUACUUAUAACAUGAGGAAGACAAAUACUGCUGUCAGACCAUACUGUUUCAUUGAAUUUGAUAACUUCAUUCAGAGGACCAGGCAACGAUAUAAUAAUCCCAGGUCUCUUUCAACAAAGAUAAAUCUGUCUGACAUGCAGAUGGAAAUCAAGCUGAGGCCCCCUUAUCAAAUUUCCAUGUGUGAACUGGGGUCAGCCAAUGGAGUCACAUCUGCAUUUUCUGUUGACUAUAAAGGUGCUGGUAAGAUUUCUUCUGCUCACCAGCGACUGGAACCAGCAACUUUGUCAGUGAUUGUGGCAUUUAUCCUCAGUCUUUUAUGUGGAGCUCUGAAUUUAAUUCGAGGUUUUCAUGCCAUAGAAAGUCUUUUGCAGAGUGAUGGUGAAGAUUUUAAUUACAUUGUUGCAUUUUUUCUUGGAACAGCAGCCUGCCUUUACCAGUGUUAUUUACUUGUCUACUACACCGGCUGGCGGAAUGUCAAAUCUUUUUUGACUUUUGGUUUGAUCUGUCUGUGCAACAUGUAUCUCUAUGAACUGCGCAACCUCUGGCAGCUUUUCUUUCACGUGACUGUGGGAGCGUUUGUUACACUACAGAUCUGGCUAAGGCAAGCCCAGGGCAAGGCUCCUGAUUAUGAUGUCUGACACCAUCCUUCAGACACAUUGCCUCGGCUUCUGGGGGAAAAGGAGGGGGCAUAUUUAACUGCCACUGUGAUGAAGAAACUGUUCACCACAAUUGAGAAGCUCUGCUUUCUUUUUCUCCAACUAUCCUUUUUGUUUCAAGUCAUCAUGGCAUGCCUGGGAGCAUGCAAUACCUAGUAGGCAAACUCUGCAUACUAGCCUUGAGAUGAUUAUUCAGAGGAGGAGAUUCUCUCUACAGGGCCCUGACAGUGGAAGAGCCAUCAGAUGCCCUUGGAAGAUUUGGCCAACAGUCCUGAAUCCUUCUGAAGAGUUCAAUCAAAACCUGUAUGUGGUACAUGCUCCGAGGACCAAGUGGGAACUCUACAACCCGGGUUCGCCUUUAUGAGACAUGAGCAUAGACCAAAUAAAAAGAGGUCACGAAGCUUAUAUUUAAAACAGCUUGCUAAGAAUCAGAUUAUUUGCACAUUUAUGGUACCAUGAGCUUAUGAAGUCUAGGAUGGUGUGGAAUUGGUUCUUUUCAUCUUAUAUUUUUGCUUGAAUCUUAAUUCUGGAAAUCACUUGAUGUAUGAGAAAGCUGUUAUGAGCUCAUCUCUAGAACAUCACAAGUAUUGAAAACACAGUGACAUAUGUUCCCUUUCUAGACCAUGUUUGUAGUUUCUUUUGAAAUCACUGUUUAACAAUGUGGUUUGUUAAAUUAUCGCCAUUGUUUCCCAAACCUCAAUCACUUAAAUAUUACAUAUAGUAUUAUUUCUUAAUAUUUAUCUUUAAAUUUUAAAAUAUUGUGAAAACAAACUAAUCUCUACUCCAGGAGGAACACCGGCAUCAAUUUACCAUGAAUAAAAGGUAACUACAAAAUAAAAUUAAAACAAAUGUUAUUAAAUUGUAGCUAGAUACUAAUGUCUGCUAAGACUCUGAAUCCAAGAAGCCUGCUCAGUGUUGCAGUGAGAGAGAUGUUACCCAGCACCAAAAUGGGACUAACUCUCUCUGUGGGAUUAUCAGAAGGAUGAAAGAAGACUGUAAAGGGAAUGACAUUCUCACUGUGAUGCUGCAUUCAUUAUUUUGUUCUGUGUUGUAUACCACCCACCUAAAGCCCUCCUGUGGGCUACCAGUGACAUGGGUCCUGCUCAGUGGAGACAUUGAACUUGUCUAAAAGAAUGAGAGGGUAUCUUCUCCCAGCAAUUCUUAUUAUUUUAUGGCUUUGAGGAGUUCAGCACCUAAUCUCUUAGAGAACUUGUUUGCUUUUUAAUAAUAAUAUAAAGAUUGUUCAAGCGGUUAUGAAUUAAUAACCUAGGAAGCACAGUUUAUUCCAUUAGCAAAAUCUACAACUCUCCUGUUUUUGGAAGUUACCUUCAUUAGUGAGUUUCUUUUGUUUUUAGAGAAAAGAUUCCAAACAAGGAAUACAUAAGGCAUUAACAUUUGACAUCCAGAAACCAGUGGGCCCAUUACAUAUAAUUCCUGUUACUGGGCCUAUUUGUUAAGCAGAAGAAAUAGUCUGGAAGGGUAAAGUCCUCGAACUACCAUGUCUUCUUGAACCUAUAUAUGUGGUAUGCCUGCAACCGUAAAAUCUUGCUAAACUAGAACUUUUUGCUGCCCUCCACUUUUAGGAGAAUGAGGCAAAAGGAAGACCAUAAGCCUAUAAUAUCAGGGAUUUAUUUGAAACAGGAAACUCCAGUUCACUUCAGUUUUCUGCCUCUGACAAAACUACACAGAAAUUCUAUAUAUUCUGAGAGCUGCCCCAAGAUAUACUGCAUGAUCCUGACUCAUCAAAAUAAACCUGAUUUAUGUUUGGCAUUUUUUUACUUACUGAGCCAGGAAAAUGAAGUGGUUCAGGGUAGAAAAAUUUUUCUGAACUAAUUGUUAAAACAAGAGGAGUUCUCUUGUAAAUAGCCAAUUAACCAAGAAGUUGGAGCAUUCUAGUUAAUUGUGAUUUUGCUGUAUAUUGAUACUUAUAGCUCUCUUACCAGUUUGGUUCAAUUUGGUUGUCCUUAAUAUUGAAUUAUUGGAUUACAGUGUUUGGUGUUUUGGAUCAUUCAGCAAGGACGCUUGAAAACUCACCAGCUGUUUUAUUUGUUUUUUGUUUUUGUUUUCUAUUUUUGGAUAAUGGGAUGUUUACAUCUUAAUGUAAAAAAUGAAACAGGUAUAAAUAAUGUUUUAUGUAUAGAAAUGCUUUUUUUCCCUGUUAUUUGGUAUCUGCAUUACUGAGUGUUUCUAUAACUUCUUUGCUCUAUCAUGUUGUUGCCAAAGAAACUAUGAACUUGGAAUGAAAAUUUUUGCCAUUGGUAUCAAGUUUUUAAGCUUAUUGGGCUUCUAAUGUGAUGAUAGUAAUACUGCACUUUAAUUUCCGAGAACAGUUCUGUGUUUACCUCAUCAAAAUGAGUGUUGUUCUGGAAGGAGAGAAUUAGUUGUCCUCUUGUUAUAAAGGAGGAAACUGAGGUAAUCAGAUGUUAAUGACUUAUCUCGGGUCACAGAGUUGAGCACAUACAACUUCUAAUCCCUUAGCCUUGUGGCCCUGCCUCCCCAGAGUCGGGACUCAUGGAAGUAACUAAGGUUGCACUCAGAAUAGAUUUGUUCUUGGUAAAAUCAGGGAAUUGAGGACUUAAUGAGCUCAGGCUUGCUAGUGUCAACUCUAGGUGUCUAUUAAGGUAACUCUGGAAUACUGCUUUUUUUUUUUUUAUUAAGGUGUCUUAAAAGUAAUUACAAUAUUUGCUUGCACUUUUGGUCUGUAUUUAUACCUAGCCUGUUUCCCAAAGACAGUUGAGACACCAUACCAAAAUAAGACAAAUACAGCAAUAGUAACUAUGAACAGAAAGGGAGAAGCACAAGAAUCAGUGAAAAUGGAAGGUGAACAUGUUGCUGUUGUUAAGUAUAAAAUUUGACUUUUGAACUUCCUGGAAAUCGUGGCUAGAAGGGUAACAAGUUUCUUGGUGCUCUAGCUCUGUCUGUAAGAGUCUACCAGUUCUUCAGGGAGGACUUCUUCCUGAGGGAUUCUGGUAAAAAGGUUCAUGCCUGUGAAAUGCUAAAAUGAACAAAAUCCUCAGUGGUUUUAGCUGCUUGCAUAUUAAUGAUUGUGCCUUGAUCCUCAACUUGUACUGUCUUUCAGAGGCUUUCAUUUAAGGAGUUUUGGUGUGGUUAAAAGAGGAUUUUGUUCACAUAAAGAAGAAUUCUCCUAAGCUAAAAAUAGCCUGGAGAAGUGGCAGGCCCUGUGUCCCUGCAAGAUCGUCAGCACCCAGCCAGAUCAGUGCGCUGGAUAGAAGUGCCUGUGGGCACAGAAGUGCCACAGCUUUUCUCCUUGAGGAUCAGAGCAGCUUCAGGAGAGGCAUCAGGUCCUUUCUCCCACUGCCUCCUGGGCUGGGGGUGAAGCACAGGAAUAUAAAGAGUGCACACCCUUGGAGGGAAUGAAGAGCUAGCACUGGUGUCGCCAGUCACUGCUGGGAUAGGCCGAGGAGACCGGAACCAAUUGGGGGAAACCACUGGAGGAACUCCGCACACACCGCGUUACUCAGGUUGGAAGCAAAAUUAACACCCAGCACUGCUGGCGGCCAAUAUGAAGGGGCAGAGGACUUGAGAACGCCACCAUGGAGAAAGCCAGCCCCCCCACAGGUGCAAGAGGGGCAAUGCAGAACCCAAAGGACAGAGCAGCAGAAGCGUGGACAGACUCAAGCUGGCAGUUUCAGGUCCACAAGCUUUGCUUCUCAGAGCCAUGUUCAAAUUGGGAACCACCCCUCCUUGCCUCGAGUCUGCUCGCCUCCACCUCGCAAUGUGUUCUGUUCCCCUCGAAGAGGCACUGUCCACCUAUGUAGGUGAGGAGGAGGGCUGCGGAGAAGACUGCAGCCCCCCCAGAGCCAGCACGCCCCUCUGUGGGGGAGGGGCCAUGGCCUCUGUCGGGGUGUUUAAAGGCUCACGUAGGGAAGCGGACCCCCGGGGCCGCUGGGUUCCCCUGGGCCAGAAUCGGGCCGCCAACCCACCCACCCGGCCGAGGCCUCCCCUUCAGCCCUGUCAUUGCACGCUGGGCUGCCGCACACACCGUAAGUACUCAGCAGCUCCCUUCCACCUGCGCAGCAGCACCCGUUAGAAAACUCGAGAUUCAGGUCGCGCCUAGCGGAGUCUUCUAAGGAGGAAACAUCUUUGGUCAGCUUGGUGCUCGCAGGACGCUGGCACCCUGGGGCCUGGGACAGAGGCUGCGGCCUGCCCACAAAGGCAGAAGCUGCUUCUGGAGUCAAAGUGGAGAAUCUCACUGACGCGGCCGCAUGGGCUAGAGCACAGGCUUCCACCUGCACCCCCCUACGGCACACAAAGAAGCCAUUGCCAUUUCUCUGGAGGCCAGGCUGCCUGGCAUCACCGGCUGGCAGCUGCUAACUGAGUGGGGGUCCACCGUUGAGGAAGUAGGUCAUCAUCUCGCCUUUCCCCUUGACCUUGACCACACCCCUGCACUCCAGCUGGUAGGUGUUGGCAGCCAGCACCUGGUACAUGUCCGUGGUGACCUGAGGAGAGAGGACAGUCAUUGUUUAGCCAAGCCGUGAUCUCUUGUCAGGCAGCCCCGGUCCCCGACACAGGAGGGUGGGCGGCACCUCCCUGGCAGGGGUUCUCAGGGACAGCUGCUCCCCCCUAGACUUGCCUGUUAGAAACCAGAAGGAUGACAACACCUACUCCGUGCCAGGGAGUGUGGCCUGUGGUCCCUGAACUGCCUGUCAUUGUCCACAGAAGCUGAGCAGACACUCUCAGGCUGCUCCAACACCAAGCACAGGACCAAUGUGUCUACCCAUGUCUCAUUCCAGGAAAGAUCAGAGAUGUUUCUGGAAAUUGGUUUUUCAUAUCACAGAGAGCCACUACUUAUCUCACUGAAUUUAUGAGCAGGUUCUUCCAGACUCAGCCUGAAGACAGCCUGAGACCUGCUUUACUCUGCAGCUCCCAUGAAAUGCCUGCCACCCAGACCACAGGGGGACCCGUUCCUACAGCACUGCUCCUGUGUCCUCACCCUCAUCAAUUCUGAGCUCCUACAAGUCCACCACCAGGACCACCCUCUUCAAGGAUCCAGUGACCUACCACAGCAUCCAACUGCCUGUCCUUAAUCAUCCUAUUCGUGGCAUUUUUCAGUCCAGUCAGACACCAUGUACCAGGAUUUGCCCUUCUCUUCUUCCUCAUUCCUGUUUUCUUUCAGGGGCACCACCGUUCUCAUUCUUAGUACCUAGCUCCUAACCCACAGUGCUUUCUCUGUCCAAGUGAUCCUCCCCCUGGGUGUCUGAGCCAGGGCAGAAAUGCCACCAUGACCCAGCUCCAGGAAGCAAGGCUGCCACCUUCCCAGUCCUAUGCGUGCCAACCCCAAUCACCCUGCCCCUCAGCCUGUGCUGGUUCCCCAUCUCACGUGUCCUCUGUCUUCUGCAGGCAAGAACCUUCCCAAACACACCUGGCUCAGCUGACACUGUCUAGACUUUUUUCGGCCGUGUCUCCAAGCCCCUGGCCACUCCCUCUCCUCUCUCACAUGCGGCCGCAUUAAAUCUCACUGUUGUGUUUAAAGUAGGACUGCAAAGAGUCAGAAACGUCAUCACUCCUCUCCAGUCCUGCCAAGGUCCUAUAGCUUUUUACCCAACCUGCUCCUCCCAGGCUGGAUUGGCCAGAAGCCAAGCUCACCAAUCUUCAUCUGGAAGUUGUUGAAGGAGUGCUCAUUGAUGUACUUCAUUUGGUCCAUGAGCUUCAUGGCAAAGUCAGCCAGGGCUUUGAUGUGGGUCUUGCCCACCUUGUCAUAAGUAGAGUCAUUGAGGCCUGAGGCAGCCAUGUAGGUGCUGCCAAUGGUCUUGAUCUUUUCCAGCUGUCUGAACCGAUCCUCACUGAUGAUCUGAAUGGAAGGAGGCCAAACCAGGUCACCACCAAGGCUGGGCCCUGAAGUCUAUGGGGAAGGGCAACAGCAUGGCCCCUCAUGUCCUCCCCUACUCACCCAUAUGUGAUCACCAUGAGCCACUAUCUGCCCUGCACCAAAAGCCCUGGGCCAGCUCCCUAGUCACCUUGGAGUCUCUUGCUCCCAAGAGGGGGCUGGUAGCCAUCUUCCCGCCGCGCCCCCCCCCAAUCCCUGGCUCUAUCCCCAUCCUUUCCAGGGAUACCACCUCAUCUUCGUCCAGAAAUACACCCUUCCUCUAUCUCCACGCCCUGCCUGAAGGGUACCCUCAUCCAUUUUAGCUAAUUCCAGCUCUGUUCUACCCUAGGAUCCUCAUGAGCUGUUUCUAGCACCACCCAGUCCCAGCUCCAUCCUCCUCCUCCCAGGGUCAAUAUGCCCUAUUGGGCACAGUAUCCCCAGCACCUGGCACACACUAGGUGCUUGGCGAUGGUGUAAUAAAUUAAGACACGUUUGUGUUUC